This is a messenger RNA of Hemisphaericaspora subhashii, 903 nucleotides long. RefSeq lists its product as uncharacterized. Lineage: Eukaryota; Fungi; Ascomycota; Pichiomycetes; Serinales; Debaryomycetaceae. Gene Ontology annotation, biological process: vacuolar transport. The record is from RefSeq and is a predicted model, not a curated record. Bases 1 to 903 code for a protein of 300 amino acids. The transcript has a single exon.
AUGAACUUCACACUAAGACAAUCAGCUAAGAUAAUACUUAGAAAAGUAACUAUAUUAUUCCUAAUAUUAAUACUACUAGUAGCAACUAUUACUGUCAUAGAAUCAAAACAAAAUGACACUUUAUAUGAAGCAGGAUCUCAUAUACUUGACUCAAUAAGUCAUAUAUCCUUCGAGGCACCAAGGGAAGAGACUAACCCACAACAACAACAACAACAACAACAAGAACAACCAGAACACGAACACGAAGAACAUAAAGAAGAGGCUGAAUUAGACCCAUGUACUGUCAUCCACCCAGUAAGUAAAGGAUUCAUUGACCUUCGUGGUCUUUCCUCUAUAUCAAAUGAAGGAAAACCAUUACCUUGGGCCAGUCGAGGUUAUGACAGUGGUAAUAACUACACAAUAGGAAUCUGUUCUAAUCCAUUCAAGAAAUCACAUGAUGGUCAUAAUAAUGAAAUUAAAGAUGGUGUAGAAGCAAAUAAAAUAGGUGCAUUCUAUAUCGAUAAUGAAACUAAUAAAUAUGUUUCAAUGGGAGAAUUCUCAACUACUCCGAAAUUUAGAGGCAGGAAAUUAACAUUAACUUAUGAAAAUGGAGCUUAUUGUAAUGCAUUGGAUUCAAAAUCAGGUCAAAGAUUAAGAAAAUCAACUAUUUUGACAUUUACUUGUGAUCGAGAAAUGAUGGCAAAAGCACAAGUGUCAUUUGUUGGAUCAUCUAAUGAUUGUUCUUAUUUCUUUGAAGUUAGAUCUCAUCAUGCUUGUCCUACUGCUGGGAAAGAAAAUACAACUGGUGCAGUAUGGAUAUUCUUAUUAAUUGUCCUUGCAGCAAUUAUGGUUUACUUCUCAGGUGGUUUCUUAUAUAAACAAAUGAAGAAAAUAAAAUCAAAUCCCACCAAAGGGAAGCAUUGA